Aspergillus melleus is the source of this 387-nucleotide messenger RNA. RefSeq names its product Vps55 family protein (gene VPS55). Gene Ontology annotation, cellular component: Vps55/Vps68 complex; endosome. NCBI's taxonomy places the organism in Eukaryota, Fungi, Ascomycota, Eurotiomycetes, Eurotiales, Aspergillaceae. Gene Ontology annotation, biological process: late endosome to vacuole transport via multivesicular body sorting pathway. Bases 1 to 387 code for a protein of 128 amino acids. The record is from RefSeq and is a predicted model, not a curated record. The transcript is spliced from 3 exons.
AUGACGGCCGGACUCAAGACGAUCAUCGCGCUUUCAUUUGUGCUUGCCAUUGGUUUCCUUCUCGUCAUCCUCUCUUCCGCCCUGUGGCACAACUACCUGCCACUGAUUGUCGUCGCAACUUACGUUGUCGCGCCCCUCCCCAACUGGAUUUGCUCGCGAUGUGCCAACCCGGACGAUUUUAUGGAUAGCUCUGGCAACGCGGCAGCGGAUUUUGGCCGCUUCCUUACGGGCUUCCUUGUGUUGAUGGGCAUUGCUCUGCCCGCCGUCUUGGCCCACAGCGGAGCUAUCGAGGUCCCCGCGAUGAUCAUGUCGAUUCUUGGAGGACUUUUGAUCUAUGGCACUAUCAUUAGUUUUUCGAUGUUUUUCCAGGAGCAGGAGGAAUUCUAA